AGCGAGUAUCCUGCAUCUGCCACAACUACCGCUAGGCCGCGCUUUCUUGCGUCUAAUGCAACGCUGUAAAAACUUUCGAUCGCCUCCGAUCUAGAGACCAGGAUCUGGCCGCACGGAAGAUUCUGUACAAAACCCUGACAUCAGGCUUGCGCCGACUGCUUCUCAUACUUGCCCAAAGAUAAGACCAACUUCCUUGUUUUUUUCUUAUAUCUAUCCAAGUGAUCCUCUCUCUGCCCUCGCCGAGUUUUGCCUCAUCCGUCUAUCGACUCUGCUGUGCCUCAGUCCUGAACCGUCUCCAGCCGCUCGAGCGACGGUCUCAGCACAUCGACCCCUUGUUGCGACUUUGUGCACGCGAGCUCUUUCCUUAUUCUACUUGACAACCAGCGACUGCAAUCCAACAUGCCAGCCGAAAGAGCACCCAUCCCGUCCAAUUGGACCGAGUACGAAAGAGGCGGACGUAGAGGCUCAUCCGAGACUCUGGAGAGCCAUGUUCAAUGGGGUGCAGAUGUCCACGAUGCCCCUGAGCAUGCUGCCGGUUCGCCAGAUGCUCACAACACUCAGGGACUGCGGCAUAGAAGGUCGUCAAUGUCCAUGAAGAUCAACACGCUGCGCCAAGCUGGUGGUGUCAACAGUAUCGACAACUUUGCACGAUCGUGGCAACGUGCAGCUGGCUUCUACGAAAUCGCACCCGUCAGACCGUCAUUCCGUGUGUCCGAAAACGACGACGAGAGCAUAAGAGAUCCGGAAGAAUAUGGCAGACAAGACAUUGCGUCAUCCUUUGGAGAGCAGAGAGGCCUUCUCAGACAAGCCCUGGCAGACGGACGCAAGCUUUCAGACAAUGCCAUUUCAGAUGCUGGAGAGCCUUCGGAAGCAGGCACUAUCCGCGGUCGUGCUCAGGCCGAUGACAGCAUCUUCCAGAUUGAGCCUCAACUGUCGACCCCAUUCAGCGCUAGCUAUGGAACAACCUACGGCAGUCUGUCUUCAAGAGUCAACGAGUCUUCCAUGCGCCAUGCUGGACGUCUCUUCCAGAAGCAGCAGAUGCAAGGCGCAAACGACCCGGACAAGGAGCGUGAGCCACUGCUUGUCAAGCAAGUCGAAGAAGACGACGGCAAGAUUGUGAACGUUGUUGUUGGCCAAUCUACCCUCCCUCAGACCAUCUUCAACUCAGUCAAUGUCUUGAUCGGUGUUGGUCUCCUUGCACUUCCUCUAGCUUUGAGGUACUCUGGUUGGGUUUGUGGUUUGGCUUUCUUCGCUUUCGCCGCUGUUUCUACCCAGUAUACGGCAAAGCUCUUGGCCAAGUGCUUGGAUGUCGACAACUCUCUCAUCACAUUUGCCGAUCUUGCCUACGUCUCCUUCGGUUCUAAGGCUCGCAUCGCAACCAGUCUUUUGUUCAGUCUGGAGUUGGUCGCAACUUGCGUUGCUCUCGUCGUUCUUUUCGCUGACAGUUUGAACGCCCUCAUCCCUGGUUGGGGUCUCAUGGAGUGGAAGAUUGUUUGCGGUUUCAUCUUGAUCCCUCUUUCCUUCUUGCCCUUGAGAUUAUUGAGUUUCACCAGUAUUCUUGGUAUCGUGUCUUGCUUCGGCAUUGUCGUCUGCGUAGUCAUCGAUGGUUUUAUCAAGCCCAACACUCCUGGCUCUCUUCGUGAGCCCGCCAAGACUUACCUGUUCCCUGAGAACUGGGCCACUCUCCCUCUGAGUCUGGGUCUUCUGAUGUCACCUUGGGGAGGCCACAGUGUGUUCCCCAACAUCUACCGCGACAUGAGACACCCUUACAAGUACUCUCGUGGUGUCAACAUCACCUACGCUUUCACCGCUACCCUCGAUUUAUUCAUGGCUGUCGUGGGUCUUCUUAUGUUCGGUGAUGCCGUCAAGGACGAAGUCACCAGCAACAUUCUUGCUGAUGAUGGGUACCCUCAGUGGCUUUCUGUUAUAAUCGUUGUCUGUGUGGCUAUCAUCCCUCUGGCUAAGAUUCCCUUGAACGCCCGCCCUAUUGUCAGCACCCUGGAGAUUCUUAUGGGACUGGACGCUCGCGCCGUCAGCAACUCUACCGCGCUCCACGGAAUGUCUGGACUCAACCGUGGUAUUCUCAAGGCCACUAUCCGUAUCCUCUGCACUGUCGUCUUUGUGGUCUUGGGUAUCCUCAUUCCCGAGUUCGAUCGUAUCAUGAGUUUGCUCGGCUCUGUCGCUUGUUUCACCAUCUGCAUCAUCCUACCUCUUGCCUUCCAUCUCAAGAUCUUCGGCGAUUCGAUCCCCAAAUCCGAGAGAAUCAUGAACUGGGUUCUGAUCGUCAUCUCAUCCAUCCUUGCCAUCAUCGCCACAGCAUUCAACUUUAUCCCCAGAUCUGUGUUGGGCAUCGACGAGUAAGGCUUGGCUAUCACGACACUUCCCUUUUGGAUGCAUGAAGUUAUGAUCCUUUUGUGUUGAUGUUCUUUCUCUUUAUCUCUGUAUACCUGUCACCAAAAGACUACGUUUGUAAUUCUUGUGUUCUUCAUAGCAAUGGCGCUUUGUAAUAUCUUGGUUGCUUUGUAGCGCUUGUAAAUCAAUUUUUCCAUCUGAC
Molecule: messenger RNA, 2554 nt
Organism: Aureobasidium pullulans EXF-150
Lineage: Eukaryota; Fungi; Ascomycota; Dothideomycetes; Dothideales; Saccotheciaceae
Product: vacuolar amino acid transporter-like protein 1
Exons: 2
Coding region: 400-2361 (653 amino acids)
Biological process (GO): amino acid transmembrane transport
Cellular component (GO): vacuolar membrane
Molecular function (GO): amino acid transmembrane transporter activity
Source: RefSeq, a predicted model, not a curated record